Messenger RNA from Salvia hispanica, 2153 nucleotides. RefSeq lists its product as uncharacterized. NCBI's taxonomy places the organism in Eukaryota, Viridiplantae, Streptophyta, Magnoliopsida, Lamiales, Lamiaceae. The record is from RefSeq and is a predicted model, not a curated record.
AUAGUGUUUAUAUGUAUGGUGGUCUAGAUACCCACACAAAGAUGGUGAGAUAGAUAUUGAGAAGGAAAAAAAAAAGAGAGAAUGAGUGAGAAAGGAAAGGAGAUGAUUGAUCAUUGGAGCCACAAGCAUCCACUUACUCCGGUCGAAAUUCGUGAAAGAAAUUACUGUUAUGGGUGUGAAGAGCUGUUUGGGAUCGGAGAGCAAGCUUAUGGAUGCAGAACCGAGGGAUGUGGCUACACAAGAUUAUUACACGAAGAAUGUGCAGACAUUGCGAGAGAGAUACGCCAUCCAUCGCACCACCCUCAACACGUACUCAUCCAACGCCACAAACAUGAAUUAGGGGUGUGUCGUAUAUGUCAAAGGGAUAUUUGGAGCAUUGGUUAUAAAUGCUCCAAAUGUGAUUUCCAGAUGCACCUGAGAUGCGCACAAGGUGGUGGCAUGGUCGAUACAACGGGCAAUGAUGAUGAUGAUGAUGAGAAAAGGCGCAGCAUCAUUCGUCAUCCAAGUCAUUCCGACCAUGAAUUGAAGUUGUUGAGGAGAAGUUGUUCCUUCAAGUGUGAUGCUUGUGGAACCACACGCAAAGAUAGUUCCUACACAUGCACCGCAUAUGGUUGUCAAUAUUGCAUCCAUGAGAAAUGUGCUUCCUUGCAUGAAAGAUUCAAAAGGGAAGAUCAUCAUCACUAUCUCUCUUUGUCCUUUCGCGUCCCUUUUGAAUAUCUCAAUUUCAACUACAAAUGUGAUGUGUGCAACACAUUUUUGCUGCCCAACUAUUGGAUAUAUCAUUGUCAAAUCUGCAGAUUUAUUGUCCACGUCAAGUGCGUUUUCAACAAGCAGCCUCCCAUCAUUGAAUAUAUUGGGAAAGACAUUAUUCAUCUUCCAGCGAAUGAGGUAGCCGAGGAACUAAUUACACCGUUUGUGAUGAGACAAACUGAAGGAGGAGGAGGAACAUUCAUUCCACCCAUCAACAUCAUCCCUGCUGCUACUGUUGAUGAGUUGGUGAAUGUGAAAUAUAAGUUCAUUCAUCACCAACAUCAACUCACUUUAGUCUCAUCUGACGAUCCAAGCCAAGAUGAAGAAGAAGAAGACGAGGAGAAUUAUGGAGUGAGAUCAGAAUUGAUAUGUGAUGGGUGCAUCACUCCUAUAUCAUCAUCAUCAUACUACUAUAUGAGUUGCAGUGAAUGCAAAUACAAUCUUCACAUUGCCUGCUUUCACUUGCCAUCUCAACUCUCCUCACGUCCACUCCACCAACAUGAUGAUCACCAGCUUUUCCUCCAAUCUUUGGACAAACGCCAACCUUGGAUCUACCAAUAUUGCAGUGUGUGUGAGUAUAAAACUAAUGGGCUGUUUUACACUUGUACAAAGUGCAGGUUCAAAGUUGAUAUCAAGUGUGCUUGUCUGCCGGAUACCAUACUUCACGCAGCUCACCCGCAGCAUCUCCUCAAAUACGUGACUCAGUCGGAUCUACGCACAGAUAUCAACCAACGACACUUGUGUUGUGCUGCUGAUUGUGGCAAUGACAUAGACUAUUAUGAUUGUUACAGGUGCUGCAGCAGCAGAUCAUGUGAUUUCACAGUGCACGUUAGAUGCGCUUUGCUGCCUGCAUCAUUCAGCAGCCGUAGAUGGGACGACCUACACCCGCUGCUGUUGACGUACGACGCCACUCUCAAUCGUCCUGGCGAUUUCUACUGCGAUCAAUGCGAAACACAAAUGAAUCCGAAAAGUUGGAUGUAUCACUGCCGCCCCUGCGAUUUAUCCUUCCAUCCUAAAUGCUUUCCAACUACAUCCGGCGAGUUUAGAAACGUGCAGUUGGGGCAGGAAUAUGAUGUGAAUGCAGAAAUCCAUCCUCACCCUCUCACCUUUCAACUUCUCACUACAAAUAGCCGCUGCGACAUUUGUGGUUACAAUGAGAAUGAAAAUCAAGGGUUCUACUGUGCAUUAUGCAAAUUCUUCAUUUGUCUCUACAGCUGCGGUUUAAUAAUGAUCAAAGAUGGCAACAUUGAGGCCGUGGAUUGAAGAAAAAGCUCAAUUGUGUGUUUUUGUCUUACCUUAUUUGUUUGAGUGUGUUUUAAAUUUAAUGAAGGUGGUAGCUUGCUUCUUUUUUUAAAUUACAGUUGCUCAAAUUUUUACUUCUCCAUAUGCAUGCUUGAAGUUAA